Diabrotica virgifera virgifera (western corn rootworm) is the source of this 2524-nucleotide messenger RNA. RefSeq lists its product as uncharacterized. The record is from RefSeq and is a predicted model, not a curated record. Lineage: Eukaryota; Metazoa; Arthropoda; Insecta; Coleoptera; Chrysomelidae. Bases 83 to 1549 code for a protein of 488 amino acids. The transcript is spliced from 5 exons.
GUCGAGGAAGUGCGUACGCUGUUUCGCUUAAAGAGUAUACAAAACCAAAAUAUCAACUUGAAGGUCCAUAUAAUUUUUGGAAAUGGCAAGCAGAAGAGUAUUUUUGAACAAUCUUAAAGAAAAUAUUAACGCCAGAAAAACAUUAACCGAGUCAAAGGAAAAUAGGAAUGUACCUUUUGUUGAUAAAAUAUUACAUGAAUCUCGCAGCCAAAACAUAAUGAUUGAAGAGUUAGGUUCUCAUGUAGAUAAGCAGCCUAAUUAUUUUUGUGGGGAGUCAGCUUAUUCAGAGCAAUCAGCAAUUACAACAUUCCAGCCUGAACCUUGUAGCAUUAAUAAAAGUAUUGAGGUCUGCUUUCAAAACGACUUGAAUGCCGCUGUAGUUUCAGAUUCAACAACAGUUCUGGAGAAAAAUGAACAUGAAGGGCGACCUCAAAUAGUUAAGCCCAACAUUAUUUCCAAUGUAUCUGACGUCGGAUCUUCGCAUAAUAUAAAGUCUUCAGAUUCAUCGUCAACUGAUAGUGAUUCGGACUCAACUAAUUCUUCAAACGAUUAUGACUCAGAUGAUAGUGUAGCAGAUCCGGAUUUUAAUCCAACGACAGAAAAAGCUCCAAACAAUUGGGAUUCGCAGCCUACUGCAGAAGAGCAGUCACAAACAACGCAAACAAUUUCACCACCCAAAAAGGCACAUAAACGCAAAGCUAACCCAAAUACAUGGAAAACAAAUGUCUUAAAACGGUUGCGACAUUCAGGUAAAAAUUAUGCUACAAAAACUAAAGUCGUGAAUGCUAAAUCUGUUAAGCCUACUUGUGGAGAUAAAUGUAGACAAAAAUGCACAACUAAAUUUACGGAAGAGCAACGGACACAAAUUUUUGAUGCAUACUAUGCUUUACCUGAUGCAUUGCAUAAGCGUACCUUCAUUGCUUAUAGCAUCGAGGAAAUAAAGCCAAAAUAUGUAUACAAAUCUAGCAACAGACCAAGAAAAAACAAUUUGAAAUUUUUCUUUAAAGAUUGCAAUAACCAAAAAGUCCGUGUAUGUCAAAAAUUUUUCCUGAAUACUCUUGAUGUAUCUCUCUCAAUAAUACGAACAGUGCGAAAUAAGGUAUUUGAUAUGAAUAAUCCGAUGCCCUUACUCGAAGACAGGAGAGGUAAACAUGAACAUCAUCCCUCUGUUGGCAAGUCAUUAAAAAAUAUUGCUAUAAAGUUUAUUGAAUCGAUUCCUCGUGUCGAGAGCCAUUAUGUUCGAGCUAAUUCUAGCAGAGAAUACAUCUCAGGAGGAAGAAAUCUUAGUGAUAUUUAUAGGGAUUAUGUUAAAAUGUGCACUGACAAAAAAGAAAAAUAUAUUAACUAUGUUAUGUUUCAUAAAAUCUUUAAUACGGAAUUUAAUAUUAGUUUUUUCAUUCCAAAGAAAGACGCGUGUGAAGAUUGUACUGCCUACAGUAAUGCUGUUGGAUGUGAAAAAGAAGUAAUGAGAAAGGUAUACGAAGACCACAUAAACGAAAAAGAAUUAUCACGAUUAGAAAAAGAAAAAGACAAAAACGAAGCUCAGUGAAGAUCAUCGCUAAUCGUUGCUGUUUAUGAUCUUCAAGCAUCAUUGCCUUGUCCAAAAGGCGAAAUUUCAACUUUUUAUUACGUCUCGAAAUUAAAUGCUUACAAUUUUACCAUCUUCGAUUUGAAAACAAAAGAUGUUGAGUGUUUUUUCUGACAUGAGGGGCAAGGCAACAGAGGAGCUAACGAGAUAGCCACUUGCGUUUUUAAGUAUAUCCAGGAGUUAUCUGCAAGUGCAAAUGAAGAUAUAGACAUCAUUUUUUACAGUGAUAACUGCACAGGUCAGCAAAAAAACAAGUUUUUAAUAAGUAUGUACAUUCAUGCUGUGGCAGUAAUUCCUACCCUUAAUUCAAUUACUCACAAAUUUCUCAUUAAAGGGCAUACGCAAAAUGAAAAUGAUUCUGCUCAUUCCGUAAUUGAGAGAAACAUUAAAAAAUCCCUUAAAUCUGGACCUAUAUAUACUCCUGAUCAAUACGUUUCUUUAAUAAGGACAGCCAAGAAAUCCGGUAAUCCUUACAAAGUAGAUGAAUUUACGUACGAUCAAUUUAAAGAUUUUAAGACUCUUGCUAAUGAUCUAGGGCGUAACUUUUCUAAAAACACGGAAAAUGAAACUGUUAAAAUGAAUGAUAUAAAAAUUUUACAAGUUACAAAAGCUAAUCGUGGCAGUUUUUUUUAUAAGACUUCAUACAGUCAAGAACAUUUUAAAAUGGUAAAAGUUGCAUCUCGUAAUUCAAAAGCUCUAAGAGAAAACUAUUUAUUUAAAUCAAUAUACCACGUACCUAUUAAAAUUUCACAGCAGAAGAAAAAUGGUUUAUUGGGUUUACUGCAAAAGAAAACCAUUCCUGGUUAUUAUCUUGGAUUUUAUGAAAAUCUGUGAAAAACGUUUCCGUUCCUUUUGAUUUGUUUUUACUUAAAUUCUUACGUUUGUGCCAUAUUACUAUUUGUUGUAAUAUUUUUUAGAAUAAAAAUUUGCUUAUAA